AUGAAUCGAGAACUUGUAGACAAAUUAAUACAGUCAUAUAGUGAUUAUGACAAGCUAGUAUCUGGGUUGUACAGACUAAAUACAAUUGACGAAAACGAAAUCACUAAAAUCUACGAAGAUAUCAAAAAAAUUUUAAUUGAAUCUAAAAUAAACUCUCCAUCACAGGUGAUAAUAUUACUUGAAACAGCAGCAACAUAUAAUAAUCGAUAUUUACGAUCAUAUUGGAAUAUUUGCAAAAAGAUUUUUGAAGAAUUCCAUCCAUCCUUCAUCAAUGUUUCUGCUACUUUUGAUUACUUCUUUUACAAGGAAUAUCAAAUUGUUUUUAGAGAAAGUCAUAGAAAAAAAUUCAAGGAAUUUGAAUCCAAAGGAUAUUCUUUGGAUCUUCAUGGAGAAAACUCUAUUUACAGAGCUAUCAUGAAUAACGAUCUACAGUCACUUAUACCAUUAACAGAAAUGGAUGGAUUUAAUAUAGAUCAAACACUCAAAUGCGAAUUUUAUCCAAAAACAAAAGAAGGAUCUUCAUUUCUGGAAUUAUGCUGUUAUCACGGAUCAGCAGAUUGUUUUAAGUAUUUUAGAUCAAAAUUCAACUCUGAAAUCACGGAACAGUGUUUACGAUUUUCAUUUUUAGGUGGAAAUUCUGUAAUAAUGAUCGAAUGUUUGAAAUAUAUAGUUCCUGAUGAAAAAUGUAUGGAUUAUGCAAUUAUUUCACAUAAUAUUGAUUUUGUGACAUAUUUAAUGAAUGUAAAAGAGUUGGGAAUAUAUCAUUAUAUGUGCGGAUUUCACAGGAAUAUCCAUUUGUUCUUUAUGUGCUUGAGUCAAGAAAAAAAUUUGCAAAGAUCAUUAGUUUGCUCUAUAUAUUUCAAUAUUUUGCCUCUCUGUCAACUUCUUAUUUCAAACGGUGCAAAUAUUGCUGAACAAGUUGAUGGAUUAUCUGCUCUUCAUAUUGCUGCAGAAAAUAAUUGUAAGGAAAUUACAGAGUUUAUUAUUAAAAAUGGAGUUGAUGUUAAUGUGAAAAAUUCAGUUAAUGCAACGCCCCUUCAUUUUGCAGCAUAUUAUAAUAGUAUAGAUGCUGCAGAAAUUUUAAUCGCAAAUGGAGCAGAUAUUGAAGUUCGAGAUGUUGAUGGAAAAACUCCACUCCACGUUGCUGCCGAAAACAAUAGUGCCGAAACUUUAUUGCUUCUUAUUGACCAUGGCGCAAAUAUAAAUGUAAAAGAUGUUUUGGAACAAACAGCACUUUUAUACGCAGCACAAAAUUAUAGUAUAGAUUCAGCAAAAAUUCUUCUUGAGCAUAAAGCUGAUAUAAACAUUCAAGAUUCUAAUGGCUCUGCUGCUAUUCAUUAUGCGUCAUAUAGUGAUAGUACAGAAAUGUUAUCACUUCUUUUAUCAAAUGGAGCUGACAUAAAUCUAAAAGAUAAUAAUGGAAUGACUCCACUUACCUAUGCGAUUCCUGCCAAUAAAAAGGACGUUUUCGAAUUUCUUGUUUCUCAUGGAGCUGAUAUCAAAACGAAAUAUGUAGAUGGUGGUACAAUUCUUCAUCAUGUAGCAAGAGUUAAUUCUUUAGAAAUAGCAGAAUUUCUUAUUUCACAAGGCGCCGAUUUCAAUGAAGUAGAUAAUAGUGGAGAAAGUAUUCUUCAUAUUGCAGCAUUUUCAAAUAGCCUUGAAAUGACAAAGUAUAUAAUUUCAUUAGGGGUUGAUAUAAACUCAAGAAACAUCAAUAAAGAAACACCUCUACAUUACGCCACAAAAUCUGAUAGUAAAGAAGUCAUGGAAUUCCUGAUUACAAAUGGUGCAGAUCUUAAUGCUCAAGAUAUUGAUGGAAGAACUCCUCUUCAUUACGCAGUUUUGAGAAAUAAUUCCACUACACUAGAGCUUCUUAUUUCUCAUGGUGCAACAAUUGAUUCGAAAGAUAAUAAUGGUCAAACUGCACUCCAUAAUGCAGCGUAUGAUGGGCGUUCAAUUCAAAUUGUACAGAUUUUAGUUUCACAUGGUAUAGAUAUUAAUGCAAAAGAUAAAAAUCAGGAAACUGCCCUUCAAAUAGCAAGGAAUAAUGAAAAUACACAGAUGGCAGCCUUUCUUGUUGCUAAAGGUGCCAAAUAG
Messenger RNA from Trichomonas vaginalis G3, 2097 nucleotides. Its product is annotated as ankyrin repeat and protein kinase domain-containing protein family. The coding region runs from base 1 to 2097 and encodes 698 amino acids. The transcript has a single exon. The record is from RefSeq and is a predicted model, not a curated record. Gene Ontology annotation, molecular function: protein binding. Lineage: Eukaryota; Parabasalia; Trichomonadida; Trichomonadidae. Gene Ontology annotation, cellular component: cytoplasm; nucleus.